AUGGGUCGUUCAGAAUACGGGAAGGAGGGAGAGGACUGGCGCGGCGGUGACAGUGACAACGAGCGUGGCCCAGGCGCGUUUGUCUCCCUCGGUGCCCUCCCAAAACAAAAGUCACAGCCUGUCUUCCACUUCAGACACAACCAAGAUGAUGGUCCCCUUCCCCUCCUCUCUCCCCCUCUCCCCUCUCCCCUCUCCCCCCUCUCCCCCGCGGCUCAUCCACCCCCAUCCUCCUCUCAAACGAUAAACCACUCAAAUCCUCUCUCAAGUCCUCCUCUUCCUCCCCCUCCAUAG
Serpula lacrymans var. lacrymans S7.9 is the source of this 291-nucleotide messenger RNA. RefSeq lists its product as uncharacterized. The record is from RefSeq and is a predicted model, not a curated record. NCBI's taxonomy places the organism in Eukaryota, Fungi, Basidiomycota, Agaricomycetes, Boletales, Serpulaceae. The transcript has 2 exons. The coding region runs from base 1 to 291 and encodes 96 amino acids.